GCGAGCUAUACAAUAAUGUACGGAUAUGUCAUUACCUCCAUACCACAUAUAUUAUAGUGGAUUCCCUAAUCAAAACGAUUCUUUUUUUUGCAGUGUACAUUUAGCCAAGGAUGUCAGGAGUCAUGCUUAACCUGUCUCACAGUGAUGAGCCCAGCCAUGACAGGACCAAAGACAGACCAGCUGGCAAUGCCAAACACAGACGUUUCCUCAAAAAAAGACGGUUCCUGGAGCAGAAAGGACUUUUACGGGAUAAACAAAACUCUUUCAAGAAUCGGCAAAAUCAGCAGAAUUUCAAAAAAUCCCCCAAACCAUGGAAACAGCCACAGCCAAAACAGGGUGAAUGCUCCUCACAACCUUGCCCGGUUUUUCCCAAAUUCGUCUCCGCUCAGCCUGGACUGUCCGUGACGAGUUCUACCUCCGCACACACAUCCUCAGUGAAAAAUAACCUCGGCUCAGGCAACGCCAAGAUACUCAGUUCUCGCCCUUCUUCAGCCGCUUUGACCUCUGCUCAAGGAAGCGCAGUGUGUUCCGCCUCUCAGAGUCAAACCUUGCCCGCUCUGCCAUCUCUCAAAGCGUCUUCGCUUUUUGGCAACCCCCUAAAAUACGUAGCAAUGGACUGUGAGAUGGUGGGAACCGGCGAAAAGGGAAGACACAGCGAAUUGGCUCGCUGUAGCAUUGUGUCUUACAGUGGAGAUGUCGUGUAUGAUAAGUAUAUUAAGCCCGUCAAUCCAGUCACUGACCUUCGCACACGGUUUAGUGGUAUCCGUUGGCACCACCUACGCAAUGCUACACCUUUUCCGCAAGCCAAAAAGGAGAUCUUGAAGAUCCUGUCAGGGAAGGUAAUAAUCGGACAUGCCAUCUACAAUGACUUCAAAGUCCUGUCUUACUCUCACCCCCCUUCACUUGUUCGAGACACGUCGCACAUCCCCAUUCUCAAUACGAAGGCGGGUCUUUCAGAGGAUCAACCAGCCUCCUUAAAGAAACUCACUAAAGCCCUCUUUAAUAAGGACAUCCAGGUGGGGAGGAAAGGUCACUCCUCUGUGGAAGAUGCCAAGGCCACCAUGGAACUCUACAAACUAGUAGAGGUGGAGUGGGAGGGAAUACUGGCCUCAAAUUCCGUUUCCCAGACACAACAGAGGCAACAACGGCAGUGAUGAAGACAAUAACGAGAGAUUGUGGAGGGUUUCUGGCCCGCUUGUCAAUGCAGGGUGAUGGGGAGUGAGAAGAAUCUCCCAUCUUUUAAACAUGUUUAAUAUUGUUUCUUCUGUGGAUGAACUGAUAACCUUCUGGUGCCACAAGGGGGCUCUCAAACUUCUGU
Messenger RNA from Chanos chanos (milkfish), 1318 nucleotides. It is a transcript of the gene isg20l2, whose product is annotated as interferon stimulated exonuclease gene 20-like 2. Lineage: Eukaryota; Metazoa; Chordata; Actinopteri; Gonorynchiformes; Chanidae. The record is from RefSeq and is a predicted model, not a curated record. Bases 111 to 1154 code for a protein of 347 amino acids. The transcript is spliced from 4 exons. Gene Ontology annotation, molecular function: 3'-5'-RNA exonuclease activity; nucleic acid binding. Gene Ontology annotation, cellular component: nucleus.